GUUGUUGCGAAUCUUGAUUGCGGCACACAGCAUAUGCAUCGCUUUAACCAACAUACCACAAAGGCGAGGAUCACGUCAAAGGGGUUAACUUUAUAAAGUGUGGCGUAGCACGACUUGUCUCCUGCCUUACCAGCAUGAUGAACGGAAACGAAAACCAUGGAGUCGUCCAGCAGCAUUCAAUACAACAUACUCUCGAGCACCUUUCUGGUGAAAUAAACACAUUACUGAACAAUGAAUCCCUCUACGAGACUCGUAUUCGAGAGCUUUCAACGAAUUUGGGUGCUUUCAAAACAGCAUACUCCGCUAUGGAAGAGCGCCUUCGAAGACAAGAGAAAGAGAGAAACGAUUUGAUGCACGAGUUGAACGUCCUAAAAGGACUGGAAAAACGAGUCAUAUGUUUGCUUGACGGUGACGGAAUGAUCUUCACACAGGAGUUGAUGAGCCAAGGCCAGGAAGGCGGCCUAGCUGCAGCGAAAAAACUGACCGAACGCAUUCGCCAAUGCAUAUUCGCUGAAGGAUUUGAGCAAUACCAACUUUGGGUGUACCUCUUCUAUAACAAACGCGGCCUUCUGGACACGUUUGGCCGAGCGGGUCUAACAACGGCUAGAGCCAAGUUUGAUGACUUCAUGAUGGGUUUCAAUCAAGCUGCUGAGCGAUUUAUCAUGGUCGACGUAGGAGGUAGCAAAGAAGCAGCGGACGCGAAGCUUAAGGUCCAUCUUGAAGAUAACAUCCGUCUCCCACACACUUACAAAAUAUUCUUCGGUGGAUGCCAUGACAAUGGCUAUGUGCACAAUCUUCGUUCUGUCGUUACCUCCGGCCUUGGUCAUAAACUUGUCCUCAUGCCUGGUUAUUCCGAGGUAGCGAUUGAUAUCAGGGCGCUCCAGCUACCUGAGCUCAGAGUACCCGAACUGUUUAUGACGACUAAACUCGUGGCACCGUCUUAUAAUGUCAUCGCGACUGGUCCUCCGCCUGGACUGGUGCCUACUACUCCGAAAUUGAGUUCUGCACCGCAGCCAGUCUGUCCUCCUACUUCUCCGCCUGCUAUAAACCCUAUGUCUGGAGAAGGCCAGGGAGCGAUGGCUCGGCGCGGAAGUAUUCCAAGUUAUAAAUCUGUAUUGCAAGCGCCGCACGCAAUAUCAGCGCGGUUUGGCAGUCCAGUAGCGGAGCCAAGUGAGAGUAGUGAAUCCAGCGAAGCGAGCGAGAUUCCAUUUCGCUUCCCACGAUUGACCCCUCCUUCUCCACCGAGGCAGCGACGUAUCAACUCCCAACUGCUUUUGUCUAAGCGUAUGUUCACUAAGCGUCCAUUGGUGAUCUAAUGCUAACCUUAUCACAUAGACGUUCCACCUCCGUGCACUUUAUUCUACUUGGCACAAUGCAGGCACGGUUCGGGCUGCAAAUAUUCGCAUGAGUAUAUCUUGGAAGCAGAGCACUAUCAAGAACUCGAAGAGAAUGCAAAGAAGACGCCUUGUAAAAUCGCGAAUGAUGGUGGGGAUUGUUUAUUUGGGGACGACUGUGUUUAUGGGCAUUCGUGCCCGAACGGCACAACUUGUUAUUUCCUGAAGUUAGGAAAAUGUAAAUUUGUCGCAGGUGAGAGCAUCUGGUCAUCCUCCACACCAAGCAACUC
This is a messenger RNA of Suillus paluster, 1624 nucleotides long. RefSeq lists its product as uncharacterized. Lineage: Eukaryota; Fungi; Basidiomycota; Agaricomycetes; Boletales; Suillaceae. The record is from RefSeq and is a predicted model, not a curated record. Bases 135 to 1316 code for a protein of 393 amino acids. The transcript has 8 exons.